AUGUCCCAAUCGGCCAGCCUCGACAUGGACACGCUCUCGUCUCACCCUGUCCCUUCGGACGCCGAGAAACAAGACACUGAAAAACAACACCACGACCCUGAGAAACAAAAUGACACUCCCGGCGACCUGCGCAGCGACAUCGUCAUCGAUGAGGCCGCCGAGCGCCAGCUAGUCCGCAAACUUGACCGCUGGAUCAUCCCCCCCGUCAUGCUCAUGUACCUGCUCAGCUUCCUCGACCGCGUCAACAUCGGCAACGCGCGCCUCUACGGCAUGGAAAAAGACCUCGGUCUAACCGGCGACCAAUACCAGACCGCCGUUUCCGUCCUCUUCGUCACCUACAUCUUGUCCGAGCUGCCCUCCAACCUGGUCAUCAAACGCUUCACCCCAUCCCGCUGGCUGGCCUUCAUCACCACCGGCUGGGGCAUCGUAGCCACGCUGACGGGUAUCGUCCACAACUACCCGUCGCUCAUCGCCUGCCGCGUGAUCCUCGGCGCCCUCGAAGGCGGUAUGUUCCCUGGCCUGACGCUGUACCUGACCAUGUUCUACACCAAGCGCGAACUUGCCCUGCGCAUCGGGUAUCUCUUCGUGUCUGCAGCCAUUGCCGGGUCGCUGGGUGGGCUGUUGGCGUAUGGCAUUGGGUUCAUGGACGGCGUCGCGGGCUUGCGCGGAUGGCGGUGGAUCAUCAUCCUAGAGGGGAUCCCGACCGCGAUUCUGGGUGUGGCCGUCUACUUCUGGUUUGCAGACACCCCGGACACCGCGUUCUAUCUCUCGGCUGAGGAACGCGCGCUCAUGGACCUGCGCAUGCGCCGGCAGAUUGGGCACACCAAGUCAUCGGACAUGAUGCACAAGAAGGAUGUGAUUGCGGGUUUGAAGGAUUGGAAGAUCUGGGUGUUUUCCAUCGGUCAGUUCGGUGGCGACAUGAUCCUGUACGGGUUUUCGACUUUCUUACCGACUAUCAUCGGCCAGCUGGGCGAUAACUGGACUACCGAACAGGUCCAGGCGCUCACCAUCCCGUGCUACGCCAUGGGCGCCAUCAGCUAUUUAGCCGUGGCUUAUCUGUCCGACCGCACGCAGAUGCGCGCCGUGUUUCCCGUGGUGUUUGGGUUGAUUGCUACGGUGGGGUAUGCGAUUUUGGUGAGCAAUGCGCCUGGUGGGGUCAAGUAUUUUGCGUGCUUUUUGAUUGCCACCGGGUUGUAUGUGGUGGUGGGUAUUCCGCUGGCGUGGUUGCCGAGUAACAAUCCGCGGUAUGGGAAACGGGCGACUGCUACGGGCUUGCAGUUGACGAUUGGGAAUACGGCGGGGAUUCCAUCGCCUUUUCUCUUCCGCUCCGUCGACGCCCCCAGGUUUGUGGCCGGACAUGCCGUGUCGAUGAGCCUGAUGCUGAUGGCCGCGCUUAUCUACCUUUUCUUCUGGGGCUACUUCCGGCACCUGAACAAGCGGCGGGAUGAAGGAAAGGAGGACUACCGGGUGGUGGGCAUGACGGACGAGGAAAUUGACGAGUUGGGGGAUGAGAGUCCGCGGUUUCGGUAUAUUUACUAG
Dichotomopilus funicola is the source of this 1539-nucleotide messenger RNA. RefSeq names its product putative transporter-like protein. Gene Ontology annotation, biological process: transmembrane transport. The transcript has 2 exons. NCBI's taxonomy places the organism in Eukaryota, Fungi, Ascomycota, Sordariomycetes, Sordariales, Chaetomiaceae. The record is from RefSeq and is a predicted model, not a curated record. Bases 1 to 1539 code for a protein of 512 amino acids. Gene Ontology annotation, cellular component: membrane. Gene Ontology annotation, molecular function: transmembrane transporter activity.